AAACGAAUAAUAAGGUCCAACUUAAUUCUUCAUGAAAUAAGCGAUUAAAGCGGCUUAGCUUAAAAUGUUUGUGGCGGUAGUUGUUGAGCUUCAAGGUUACCACCAGAGGGCGACAUCGUCUUCGUUCGAUUCAGUCAGAAGGGUUUUAUUUUCUAAAGUGCAACCGGAAGUGCUUCCACAAGUGGUCCAACUUCACGGCUAGCCAAAAUCAGAAAACGUUAGUUUCUAUGUCAUGACUUUGGUUCCGAGAUGCGUUUUCGAACACCAUAAUGCGGCGUUACAUACGUGCACUGCUGCUGUGCACGGUGUUCGCCGUGUUUUCGGGCUUGUAUGUUUACAGCAAGCUGUUUAACACGGACGUCUCGGCCGGAGGACACGGAGCGAGGAGGGCUUUCAUCCCGCAGGGAGGCACCGGAGGCAGGCGGGGGUCCGCGGUCAGAGCCGGGCCCCAGAAACCCCACUGGUACAAUAGGUAGUUCUGGGUAUAUCAUGCGUCAAAGCGGGCAGAUAGAAGGUGACAGGAGCGGCGUUCGAAGGAGGCCUGAGCCCACCAUGCACCUGGCCGUGGUGGCCUGCGGGGAGAGGCUGGAGGAGACCCUCACCAUGAUCAAAUCCGCGGUGCUUUUCAGCGUCAAGCGCCUCUACUUGCACGUCUUCGCUGAAGAUCAGCUCCACGCCAGCUUCGUGGGGACUCUGGAGUCGUGGCCCGAUUCGUUCCGCUCGAGGUUCAACUACACCGUGUACUCCAUCAGCUUCCCCAUCGAGAACGGCGGCGAGUGGAAGAAGCUCUUUAAACCCUGCGCUUCUCAGAGGCUCUUUCUACCCCUGAUCUUAAAGGACAUCGACUCGAUCGUGUACGUCGACUCCGACAUCCUCUUCCUUCAGCCUGUAGAUGGCUUAUGGGACUUCCUGUCCCAGUUUAGUCCUUCCCAGCUGGCUGCCAUGUCCCCUGAACACGAGGAGCCCCGCAUCGCCUGGUACAGUCGCUUUGCAAGGCACCCUUUCUACGGCAGGACGGGUAUCAACUCUGGGGUUAUGCUUAUGAACAUGACAAGGAUAAGAAGCACCUUUUUUAAGAACGAUAUGACCCGAGUGGGACUGCGCUGGGAGGAGCUGCUGAUGCCUCUCCUUCAGAAAUACAAGCUGAAUAUAACCUGGGGAGACCAGGACCUUCUGAAUAUUAUUUUUCAUCAUAAUCCUGAGUUUCUGCUGGAGUUUCCAUGCAAGUGGAACUAUCGCCCUGAUCAUUGCAUAUACGGCAGUAACUGUGCCUCAGCUGAGGAGGACGGUAUCUACGUCUUGCACGGAAACCGAGGGGUUUACCACGACUACAAACAACCGGCUUUCAGAGCCGUUUACGAGGCAAUAAAGAAGUAUUCCUUUGGAUCAGACCCGGUCCUGUCUUUGUUGGAUCCUUUGACGGAGGAACUACUGAAGACGACUCACACCUACUGUGGCAAAUCCAAUGCACUCUUUACCAAGAGACUAGCACUCAGUCUGGAAAACAUAAACAGGAAAACUCCACAUGGACGAUGAUGUCUACGGUAAAGUGGAGUUGUAACGCGCUUUGGUAAACCAGCUGACAGAACUCUCAAAUCACACAACUUUGUGAUAACAGGCAAUGAUGCAGUGAAGAUUUGGAGAUCCUUGGAGCGCUGCGAUUGUGUCAAACGGAUGACAGGAGCAUCUUACUACUUGUGAGUUGCUCUGGAUAAGAGUAUGGCGUAGAACCACUGAAACCUGCUGCAAACAGUCCUGGACUAACAUGUUACAGAUGUAUAAAUACAUGAUUAGUUGUCUAAUCAGGUAUUUGUUUUAGUGGCAGUGUUGGGAAAAAUUUACAUCUCAAAAGCAUUUUUUGAUGUAGCAGGCCUCUUCCAUGGAGGAAAUGGAAAUCUUCUUGAUGUACUUAGUUCUAAAUCUGAUUGAAAGUGUAAAAACUACGAAGAAGGAAGGCACUGGAAUUUCCAUAUCGGAGAGUUUAUUGAACUAAUUUUAAAGGAAGUUGUAACCACUGGAGAAGUGGAUAAAAGGUUUUGAUAUCAGUGUGCAAUGGACCACUUUUUGUUUUCUUUUUUAUAGCUUUUAGAAAUUACUUAAACUAGGAACCUCCUGACUCCAGGACUCAGGAUCAAUAACUAAGUUUUAGGGUUUUGUUUUUUUUUUUUUCUUGAGCUGAUUUGCCUGCUAUGCUACGUAGACGACUAUUCAAGUUGAAGAAAGAGCUAGUUGCAGCGGCUGAAACAUGAAAAUGAAAACUUUUGAUACUCAAAGCAAAGCGAAACGUUUUGAAAGUUAGUGAAUGUUUUCUGUAAGUUCUGUCUAUCCUGAGAGAUGCUACCAUCUGUCAUUAUCAGAGUAAACAUGCUAGCAUUAGCCUCUCACAUCAAAACUAAUUAGCAUUAAAAAUGGAACAAAACAUGAAUUUAUUUUGGACUGUAGUUGUGGAGUCAGUUGUAUUUCUAAAAUAUAAAUGCUUAAGCUACUCAAACUUCCAGUGGCACAAUGUCAGAAUAUUACAGUAGCUUUCUUAAACUAAAUAGUCGAUGUCAGAGACGCUUACGGCUGUCUUGUAAAAACUCUGACUUGAGGGAAAUGAAUAAGAGAGACUUCAGUGUCUGGAACACCAUUUUACGAGUGAGUUUAGUGCUUUGCUGUUGGAAGACUAAUGUAAACCAGGUAAUACUGGUAAAACUGUUAUUUUAUUGAUUAUAAAUUGAUUUUAAUUAUAUGUCGGAGUGAGUCUAGGGCUGGUAUCAGGGACAGAUAAUCCUGGCCUUGACAUGCCCAUCUUAAAUACAUGUCCCUUAGAGAAUGUCUUAGUAAAAGUGACUGUACGUUGAAAAUGUUUAAAUAUUUAGCAGCUCUUUACUUGUUGGUGUCACAUUACCAAAU
Messenger RNA from Xiphophorus hellerii (green swordtail), 2895 nucleotides. RefSeq names its product glucoside xylosyltransferase 1b (gene gxylt1b). NCBI's taxonomy places the organism in Eukaryota, Metazoa, Chordata, Actinopteri, Cyprinodontiformes, Poeciliidae. The record is from RefSeq and is a predicted model, not a curated record. Bases 331 to 1536 code for a protein of 401 amino acids. The transcript is spliced from 7 exons. Gene Ontology annotation, biological process: protein O-linked glycosylation via N-acetylgalactosamine. Gene Ontology annotation, molecular function: UDP-xylosyltransferase activity.